CCGCCGCUCACCCCUGGGAAUUAAAAAAAAAAAGGGUGGGGGCACGUUGUACACAGACAGAAAAUUGUUGUAAAAUAACGAACUCGGACUAAAAUUUUCCUAUAGCAAACUCGUAAUUUUACAAACAAAUUAACAGGAUGAGUUUUUCGUCAAAUUUAUAAAUCAUUCGACAUUGUACGAGUUAUUUGUAAAAUGUUCUGGGUUUCUCGUUACAUGAACAAACAAGUGCUUCGUUCAUACAUCCCAAGGAAGAAUUUGUAUAAGGUUGACAUUGUUUUCGUAAAUUUACGAAUGUCUCGUCAUUUUUGGUUGAGUUUUUCAUGCACGAAAUUUUUCCUGCUUAAAUCCGUAUUUCUAUAGGGUACUGUUGCACAAAAAACUAGAGGUACUAUCGACAAAAUGUCAAUACCAUGUACUAAAAGUCAAUAGUCUGUCUGAGAGUGUGCCGACCGUCCCCGUCCCUCUAUGAAUCCACGCCAUUUGUGAAAUCACGAAGAACCUACGUCAAUUUGCGGAGAAUCGUUGUAUUACGACGAAUCUUCGCAAGGCACAAAAAAUCCCAGUGUCUUCAAGACGAUGCGUUCGGCGACAGUUUUUCCCAGGGAUACCCUCAUAAAUCCCGGAGAUCAAUUUUAACAGUAGUGGAUGACCCUGACACCGCUGGGCUCCGCCGGGGACUUGGGCAUAGAGGAGAGUGGUGACGGACAACGCCCCAAAACGCCAGGGCCGUAAAUUGGUGACCGCCAGCUGGAAGGAAGCAAAGGAGGGGAGAGGGAUUUGGUGGGGGUUCGCGCAAAAUGAGAUGGACAAGCCAUUAUGAGCAGGCGACGCUGUGCGGGCAAGGCAGUCCCCGGUCUGAACCAGGCCAGCUCGCAUGCGAGCCUUCGUGGCCGCCGCCACCCGCCAUGGACAUCGUGCAGCGGAAGGUCACCUUUUCAGGGCUGUGGCGGCUAGGCAGGUCCUUCGGGCUGGUCCCGGUGGCCUUCGGGUGGUGCCGGUGCCUGGCAGGGUCAGGCCGCGCCAGAGGGAAGACCAACGGCAUCGUUGAUGUCUCGGACGAGAAGCCGCCGAGGCCUCCCUGCCGCUGCCGUGUGGACGACGCCGUGCUUCCCUCGCGGUGCUGGCUGGCCUACUCGGUCGGCCAGCUCGUCGUCAUGCUGCCCGUCAGCAUCUACGUCAUGCAUUUCAAGUAUUUGUACCAACGCGACGAAGUCCACCCGACGGACAGCGCGUUCAGCGCGGUGUGCAGCACGGCGGACUCGGUGACAUGGGCCGUGGCGAUCACGAUGGCCUGCCUCACGCGGCACCGCGUCCUCGACUUCGUCAGGCAGCUGCACGAGGUGGACCGGCUUCUUCGGCGCAGGUCAGCCCGCGUGCCGUCCGUGCUGCUGUGGUGGCUGGCGGCGCUCGUGCUGCUCGCGUUCCUGGACAUGGUCUUCGUGGCCCUCUUCACGAACGCCAUCGUAUUCGCCAUAAACCUGCCCAACCUGUUCAACAACCUCGGCAUCUACGUCCUGGAGGCCCUGUUCACCCACGACGCCUACAGUGUGUUAGUGCGCUUCCGGACCCUGAAUGCGCGCCUCCGGGCCCUCGACGACGACGCGCGGCAUCAGGCCCAAGGUGUUCUCUGCCCUACCAGGGCUACGUCCACGUUCUGGGUGAUGACCGUCGAGGAGCUUGUCGAGGAGCGCGGCGAGGACUGGGCGGACACUCUGCACACACAGCUUAAGCGACUAAGCGAUGCGCACUCACUGCUGUGCGAGAGCACGCACAAGCUGACGCACCGUUUCGGCCCCGUGCUGCUCGUGGACACACUCAACCUGCUGCUGCACCUGGUGCUCAAGUCCAACUACUUCUUCUCCGCGCUCGCGUCCUCCGCCCAGACGUUUUUCAUCCCCAUGCAGGCGUGCUGGCUCCUGGCGCACCUGGGCCGCGUCUUGCUGCUCGUGUGGCCCUGCUCCAAAGCCAAGCAGGAGGCUCAGCAGACGGGGGCGCUGGUCGGCACCCUAAUGAACCACGUCCCACCGAAAGGCGUGGAACGGAAGCAGCUCGAGGUGUUCACAUGUCAGCUCUUGCACCACCAGGUCACCUUCAGCGCCUGUGGCCUGUUUGAACUCGACUUUCCGUUGGUUGCCUCCGUGCUGACCGCAGUCACGACGUACCUCGUCGUGGUGCUACAACUCAAGGAAACGAAAAGCUGCCCUCCCACGAUUGUCCCUGAAACGUCACACGAAAUCCCUGAACUCGAUUUCGGAGUUAUCAAUGAUUCGAAUGAGACUGACCUCUUUUAUAUUGGUAUGCACUGAAACCAAAAAGGUUGGUUAGGACGACCUGUUCGUGGGGACAAGUCUCCCUGGUUUUUAGGCAGAUUUGGGCAAAAAUGACCCACUUAAGGGGGCAGUCUCGUCCCCGUACCUUUUUUCAGGGGGGUUUUCCCUACCUCUUUCGAUGACGAUGAUUUUUUGAAAUAUACCUCUUAGAGACAAGCGGUAAAAAACAAAUAAAAAAACAGAAUUUUUACAACAUUUUCAAAAAAAAAAUUGUUUUGUCUUCAGUUGUAAGGGAGUUAUAGGGAAUGCAGCAAAAGCCGACAAAACAUACAAAAUUUCACUGCGCGACAAUUUUCUCCGGAAGUUCUUAACUUUUUGGCAAUCGGUUUGCGGCAUCUUGAAGAUGAAAAAAUCCCGUUACUUUUACCUACGAUCGUCCAUGUAGCCCAAGGAAAACCUAAAUUAAAACCGUUCCUAUGUUUGUAUAGGGUUUUGAUUACG
This is a messenger RNA of Thrips palmi, 2771 nucleotides long. RefSeq names its product putative gustatory receptor 28b. The record is from RefSeq and is a predicted model, not a curated record. The transcript is spliced from 9 exons. Gene Ontology annotation, cellular component: membrane; axon; neuronal cell body. Bases 798 to 2306 code for a protein of 502 amino acids. NCBI's taxonomy places the organism in Eukaryota, Metazoa, Arthropoda, Insecta, Thysanoptera, Thripidae. Gene Ontology annotation, biological process: sensory perception of taste.